AUGCAGGAUAACUUAACAUCCUCUGAAAAUAACUUAGAAUAUAACUAUGAAGUGGUGUGUGAGGAAUUCUUAAAUAUGCUGAAUAGACACUAUGAAGAUGAGAAUACGUCUGUCAUGACGAGUUAUUCACAAACAGGAUUACUUUAUAAUCAGAAUGUUAGCAAUGUCAAUGUUAAACUAAAUACUAACCGUGUUAAUUUUCCAGAUGUUGUUGAUAAUGACGAUGGUGAUGAUGAGGAUGAUGAUGAAAGAGAAGAGAUUGAUGAAGUAGAUAGAGAAAGAUUUGAAGAAUUAUUGAAUAAUUUAGAAAAACCUUCAUUUUUAUGCCUACCAUUUCAUUGUCUAAGUAAAUUAUGCCCAAAUUUAUGGGGGACAGGUACCACCAGAAAAGGUGAGCCAAAAUCUGAUCAGCGUAAAUUACCAUAUAAAAGCCAUGGAAUGAUACAAAUAAUCUAUGAUAAUAUAAUUGGAUUAUUAUUCGGUAUCCUGAUAGGAUUCAUUGUUUACGCUGUAUUUGUCACUUUGUUAGCUCACAGUCCGCAUGCAUCAACCCUGCUCAGUGCCUAUGCUAUGAUGUUUUCAAUAUUUGCUUUAGCUUUUUCAUCUGAUUUUCGGUGUAUCGCUCUACUGUUUUUUCCCUAUUUAACAACAAGUCGUAUACGUUGGUUACUGCUGAUGUAUGCGACAAGUUUAUGCAUUGGUGGACCAGGUUUAAAUUUUCUCUAUAAUUUUGAAACAUUUCGUAAUUCACUUGCAUGUAUCAUUUCACAGAUAAGUACAAAUUUAAUGAUUUUAAAAACAUUCAAUAAUUCACCAUUCAGUGUGUUAAAGGUAUCCAUUGAAAGUUUCAUCAGUGAAUUGAAUUCUAUGCUGCAUAGUCUGCGAACAGCUCUGUCAACUAUUCAUUCAUCUGUUCUACAGUUGAUUGUAACCAUGGAGAAGAAUGCCGGUUGGAUUGAGUCUAUACGUCAAUCCUGUGGGAAUACUGAUGUUCUACGUAAUCUGUGUACACGAUUUUUGAAUAAAGCCUAUUUACUGUGUGUUGAUGAAUUGACCACAUUCAGUGGGUUGUGUCAUCACUUGAAGUUUGUUUCCAUAGAUCUAUGCACUAAAACACCAUCAAUGAUUGGUUCAUGUGAUAGUUAUGUGGAGACUAUUGAAAGUAGGAUAAAAUUUGCCUCGAAAAAUAAUCUUACUGAGAAAAUGAAUAAAAUUAUAAAUAUAAUUGGAAAAGAGAAUUUAACACUGUUGGAUAAUUUUGAUGACUACAUUGAAGUAACCAAUGAAAUGGAUGAUAUAAUAGCUGAAUUAUUGAGGGCUCAGUCAGCUGGUUUUAUACGAAAAAUUGAACACGCGAAAGAAAUCACAACAUGGAUACUACUUGCAUGGUCUUUGUUCACUAUGAUACAGUUAAUUGUUAAAGCUGCUAUAUUUAGAAAUUCUUGGCUAAAUAAAGAGACAUUUGACAAUCACUAUAUUACUAAGUCGUUUAUCAAACAGGUAAGUGGUGAUUAUGUGGCCCAAUUGAAUUAUGAAGAUUACUAUUAUUAUUUAUGUUAUGAUUUCGUUAAUUAA
Molecule: messenger RNA, 1575 nt
Organism: Trichobilharzia regenti
Lineage: Eukaryota; Metazoa; Platyhelminthes; Trematoda; Strigeidida; Schistosomatidae
Source: the annotation of a GenBank genome assembly